ACCUCCACGGAGCUGCACUGGACAAGCGCCACCAUGGACGAUGACGAAGACCAGUACGAUCUCUUCCUGAAACUGUUCGAAGAAACCAUGAACAUGACCGACCCAACCUACGUGGUCAGUAAAACCGUCCAGCUCUGUACGAAGGAAGACGUCAACGAGUUUGGAGCAAGAUUCAUCCCAGUCUUCUACUACGUCAACUUCGCCUUGAGUUACCUCGGUAACGGGCUUGUCCUCUUCAUCCUCCACAAGUACGAGAAGCUCAACACGGUGACAAACAUCUUCCUCUUGAAUCUGGUCCUCUCCAACAUCCUGUUUGCCUCCAGUCUGCCUUUCUGGGCCUGGUAUCAUCUGUCCGAGUGGAUCUUCGGUGCUGCUCUCUGUAAGAUGGUCAGUAGCGCCUACUUCAUCGGGUUCUACAGCUCCAUCCUCUUCCUCACACUCAUGACCUUUGACCGAUACCUGGCCGUGGUGCACGCGGUGGCGGCUGCCAAGAGCAGGAAGCGAGUGUACGCCAUCAUCGCGUCGGUGGUGGUUUGGUGCAUCAGCAUUCUCGCAAGUGUGAAGGAGCUGGUUCUUCAGAAUGUUUCUAAGAACCCUUUAACCGGACUCAUGUGCGAGGAGACGGGGUACUCGAAGAGCACCAUGGACAACUGGCGCCUGGUCAGUUCCUAUCAACAGUUCCUGCUCUUCUUCCUCUUUCCUCUCAUCAUGGUGAUGUACUGCUACAUCUGCAUCACUGUGCGUGUCCUAACCACCCAACUGAAGGAGAGGUGUCGUGCCAUUAAGCUCAUAUUUGUCAUCAUCUUCACCUUCUUUGUCUGCUGGACGCCCUUCAAUAUCGUUGUCCUCCUUCGAGGUAUCAAGAUCUCCCAAUCCAGCCCAGAAGAAGAUCCAUGUGAUGACAGUCUAGACUACGCCCUGUACGUGACCCGGAACAUCGCCUACUUGUACUGCUGCAUCAGUCCUGUGUUUUACACAUUUGUAGGAAAGAAGUUCCAGAGUCACUUGAAAAGACUGAUGGCCAAGAGGAUUCCCUGUCUGAGGAGACAUCUCAGCUUGGACAGCCAGACCACCAGGUCCACAUCCCAGAGGACCCCGUAUUCUGUUUAUGAGUACUGACCACAUAGUUGGCCCAACAUGAAGCCUUGUGGUACUCCACACAGCGCAGAUAUAAUUAAAUGUACCCAUAAUUCCUCCUUAAAAACAUCUGAAAGGUCUCAGUCGGCUGAUAUGUGUACCUAAUGUUGUCUUUCUGCUGGAUUCUCAUAGUGCUAUCCUGAUAUGGACAAAAUCCCACAUCAAUAACAUUACCCGGUCCGCCUACUUCCAUCUACGUAACAUCAAUCCUCCGCCCCUCCUUCACCCCCCACACUGCCGCCAUCCUUGUUCACAGCCUCGUCACUUCCCGCUUGGACUACUGCAACUCUCUCCUCUUUGGCCUCCCUCACAAGUCCCUCCGUAAACUCCAACUGUUCCAGAAUUCAGCUGCCCGCAUCAUAACCCGGACCCCCUCCAUCCAUCACAUCACUCCUGUCCUCCAACAGCUCCACUGGCUCCCGGUGUUCUACCAAUCU
Cololabis saira (Pacific saury) is the source of this 1574-nucleotide messenger RNA. RefSeq names its product C-C chemokine receptor type 3-like. Gene Ontology annotation, molecular function: chemokine receptor activity. The coding region runs from base 34 to 1119 and encodes 361 amino acids. Lineage: Eukaryota; Metazoa; Chordata; Actinopteri; Beloniformes; Belonidae. The transcript is spliced from 2 exons. Gene Ontology annotation, biological process: G protein-coupled receptor signaling pathway; chemotaxis; immune response. The record is from RefSeq and is a predicted model, not a curated record. Gene Ontology annotation, cellular component: membrane.